AUGAGGAUGGUAACCUUUGGAUUGGGUGCGGUUAUUGUGCUACCUGCGGGUCCCGGAGUUGUCAAUACAACAGCAUUAAGCGACUUGCUGAAACCGACCCGUCACGACACUUGUUUGAUGCGCUGCUCUGCACCCCGUAGGGGCGAGUGUGACAUCGAUGACUCUUCUUCACUGGAGCGACGUAACGCAGGCACCCCGACCGUCCGUCGCAACCCGCUUUUCUGUGGUGAAAAGCGCUCAAAAGUCAACAAACGGUCGAUUUCAAGUUCCGGUCUGAAUGUCUUUCAUUAACUGGUGAACUUGUAGAGGAAAGUGUUCUGAAUGACCACAACAAUGACUGACAGCACGCCGACCUGAGACCUCUCACUACCAUUGGUUGACAAGAAGGGGAAUCAACACAUUUCCCCCCUCCCCUUAACUCUUCGCUGAACUCUUCGAGAAACUUCAGCCACAUUCAACACUUCAGAACAAACCCCUUUGGCCUUCGAGUGACUACCAACAUCACAAGUGGCAACUGGAAAGCCGAUCAGCUGCCCUGCAGCCUUUCAACGGCCACACAAACAGACGCCCGAAGCUGACGCCAAGCUUCAACAACAUGCUCUGCCAACCUCCCUCGAGCGCUCCAACCUUUUGAAGUCCAGGCCCAUCUUCAGAGUCCUCGGCCCGUCUCCUCUUUGUGUGCGCGGCAAAGAGGCACAAAAACAAAACUGACAUUUAGUCCCGACCGGCUAGAGCCACCCCACGCUGUCCGGCCAUGUUCCUACUGCAGACGGUGUGUGUGUGCGUGUGCGUGAGCGUGAGCGUGUGCGUGUCCAUGCAGCACUACCCGGCGGCCUGGGGCCACUAUGACGUCUGUAAGAGUCAGAUCUACACAGAGGAAGGCGUGACGUGGGAUUACAUGGCCUGUCAGCCGGAGGCCACUGACAUGACCAAGUUCCUGUCCGUCAGCCUGGACCCGCCCAACAUCACCUGCGGAGACCCGCCCGAGACCUACUGCGCACUGGAAAAUCCUUACAUGUGCAACAAUGAGUGUGAUGCCACCACAGAAGAACUUGCGCACCCCCCUGAGCUAAUGUUUGAUUUCGAGGGCCGCAACCCCACAACCUUCUGGCAGUCGACGUCCUGGAAGAAGUUCCCCAAACCCCUGGAGGUCAACGUCACGCUAUCCUGGAACAAGACCAUCGAGCUGACUGAUGACAUCAUCCUCACCUUUGAGUCUGGACGGCCUGAACAGAUGCUCCUGGAGAAGUCUUUAGACUACGGUAAAACCUGGACCCCCUACCAGUUCUACGCCACCGACUGUCUCGACGCCUUCAACAUGGACCCCAAAACAGUCAACGAGCUGACCCAGCGAACGCUCCUUGACAUCAUCUGCACAGAGGACUACUCCCGGGGCUACGUGUGGAAGUACGAUAAAACCGUCCGCUUCGAGAUCAAGGACCGGUUUGCGCUGUUUGCUGGGCCGCGGCUGCACAACAUGGCGUCGUUGUACGGCCAACUGGAUACCACCAGGAACCUCCGGGACUUCUUCACGGUGACAGACCUGAGGAUACGGCUGCUGAAACCAGCCACCGGGUCCACCAUAGUAGACGAAAACAACUUGUCCCGGUACUUCUAUGCCAUCUCCGACAUCAAGGUGCAGGGCAGGUGUAAGUGCAACCUGCACUCCAACAGCUGUGUGUAUGACAAGGAGAAAGGCCGGCUGGGCUGUGAGUGUGAACACAACACGACAGGACCGGACUGCGGUCGCUGUAAGCGCCACUACCAUGGACGACAGUGGAGUGUGGGCUCCUACCUGCCCAUCCCUAAAGGAACCGCCAAUAUCUGCAUCCACAGCAGUCACGGACCAGUGAAUCGAGCUAAUGCUUCAUCUCUGGGUGUUGCUAAUCGUAACCAAGCUCGGGUGUGUGACGGUGCCAUGCUUCGCUGCCAGAACGGGGGAACUUGCCACCACCACCAGCGGUGCCACUGUGCUCCGGGUUUCACGGGUGUCCUGUGCGAGAGGGCUCGUUGCCAGGGCCCCGGGCACUGCGAAGAGUACCCAUCAUCUGGACAGGAAUCAGUCCACCACCCCCUUCUUCUCCAUCGCCUCCACCUUUUCCUCCAGGUCUGUCAUGGUCUCCUCGCUCUACUGCUACCCCAGGGGGUCAUGGUUUUCUCAUUCUGCUGAGAAACGAUGUAUCCAUAACAGGUGGCCAGUGAAUUUUGAACUCGAAAUUGGAGAGCUCUAAUUGGAAAGCGCUACUUGGAGAACUCUAACUGGAGAGCUCUAAUUGGAGAGCUCUAAUUUGCCUGGAUGCAUUUUGAAAAGAUUAGAGAAAGACAUCUCUUGGUGGGAUUACAUAUCGGGACUGCUGAAAAUCUUUGGGAAUAGGAUUUUUUGGACUAUCAGGAUCCAGAUGGGUGCAUCCAGGUUCACUUACCAAGGUACAAUGGGCCCCAGUCUGGGGAUAGACCAAGGAACCAUAACCUCAAGGGGGACUUUUUGAGUGCAAUAUGGAGUUUGCUGAUAAACUGGGGGGAUAAAUGAAGAAAUGCUUUUGGUCCAAGGGAGAAACAUACUACAGAUCACAACUGAAAACAAUCUCAUUGUACAAUCUGACAAGGACAGUGCAAUAUGUACUGAGCAAUCUGAAAAACAGCCAAUGACAACAGAAUCUGGCCAAACAAUUUUUGACCGAGAAACACCAUGGACACUGUUGGAAUUCAUCCUCAACAGACAGAAUUCAUCCUCAACAGACAGAAUUCAUCCUCAACAGACAGAAUUCGUCAUCAACAGACAGAAUUCAUCCUCAACAGACAGAAUUCAUCCUCAACAGACAGAAUUCGUCAUCAACAGACAGAAUUCAUCCUCAACAGACAGAAUUCAUCCUCAACAGACAGAAUUCAUCCUCAACAGUCUAGACAGAUGUUGUUCUAUAUCAGCCAACCACACUGACAUUGUAGAAAACAGGAAGUCCUGUGAACUCUGGGUCAGUGGGUGGAGCAACCCCGUGUCCAAAUGUAACGCAAGAAUGUGAGGACUCCUCAAAACAACCUGGUUUGAAGUUUUAUUACACCGUGUCGUGCCGUGAUGUGAACUUAAGUUCAAGCAAUCGUUGUUCACUUAAGGGUUAUGGUUUGGGAAAGGCUUACAGUAAAAAAAAAAAAAUGUACAAAAGAUUUGCUUUGCACUGGGAUUGUCCAUCGUUCCCGCUCCAGAUGGUACAAGUUGCUCCUAGAGGACAAUAUAGCUUCCACGUUCCGCUAGGUCCAAUAAUAAUCCCGUAUCUUUAGGAUCGGCACAUUCUCACAUACUCCCGAAGAAGUGGAUAUCAGACCUGGUUUGUGUCCUUCCCUAUUUCCUCUUCCAUGUUACCUUCCCUUUUGUUCCACAACCGAUAUUCCUUCAACGUGUGCUUUGGUAACUCUUUCAUGAUUUUUGUUAUGCGCUGAGGAAGGUCGUUUUUUUUUUUUUGUUGUCAAAUACUGCACGUUUUAUGUUCCAAGCCCUCUUGAAUAUUGGUCAGCUCGGUGAAGAAGAAUACUGCAGUUUGUUUUUGUGGGAGGAGGAAGCUUCAUUGUCAUGGCAAUGCUUGUUGAGCUCACUUGUAUUGGAUAACACUGAUGUAAUAUAUUGUACUGUAGCUGUAUUUACUUUUUUGUACGAAACAAAAGAUAUUUUCAUGACUUUAAGUAAUGAUAAAGAUGUAUUAAUUUUUGGUUUUGUAUCGUUGCAUCGGCUGGCUUGGGGUGGCAGGGAAACCUUUGAAGAUGUCUACGACUCAGAUUGCAUAAAUAAAUUGUUUUAUUAUUUCUGAUAUUUGUUCUCGACCUGCAGAAACAUGAGUUAACCUAUUUACAGAAACACUGAAAUACAAUACAGU
Messenger RNA from Esox lucius (northern pike), 3866 nucleotides. Its product is annotated as netrin-G1. The transcript has 7 exons. NCBI's taxonomy places the organism in Eukaryota, Metazoa, Chordata, Actinopteri, Esociformes, Esocidae. The record is from RefSeq and is a predicted model, not a curated record. Gene Ontology annotation, molecular function: cell-cell adhesion mediator activity. The coding region runs from base 755 to 2170 and encodes 471 amino acids.